ACUGCAUUCUUCAGAAUGAAAACUUCAAUCAUAGAAAAAGAAAGUUUUGUGAUUCUAUGAUUGGUUCAACGUCAAGUGUCUACCAACCUUUUCGUUCUCUUUACUCGUUUGAAAUGUCUGAAUAUUUAGCUUGAAGGACCAAGUUCUUUCACCAUGGGUAUCAGCCGAGAUCAUUGGCAUAAGAGGAGAGCCACUGGUGGCAAAAGGAAGCCUCUACGUAAGAAGAGGAAAUUCGAAUUAGGUAGGCCAUCUGCUCAGACCAAGUUGGGGUCUAGAAGAAUACGUUAUGUACGUACUAGAGGAGGUAAUUUGAAAUACCGUGCUCUAAGGUUGGACACAGGAAAUUUCGCAUGGGGUAGUGAAGGAUGUGCUCGUAAAACCAGGAUCAUUGAUGUUGUUUACAACGCCAGUAACAAUGAAUUGGUCCGUACCAAGACCUUAGUUAAGAAUUGUAUUGUUGUCAUUGAUGCAACUCCGUUCAGGCAAUAUUAUGAAAGUCAUUAUAUGCUACCUUUGGGACGCAAGAAGGGAGCUAAAUUGACUCCUGAAGAAGAAGCCGUUUUCAAUAAGAAAAUGUCCAAAAAGAUAGAGAAGAAAUAUGAAAUAAGAAAGAAGACUGCCAAAGUAGAACCAGGCAUCGAAGAACAAUUCUUAACUGGUAGAUUAUUAGCAUGUUUAGCUUCUAGACCUGGACAAUGUGGACGUGCUGAUGGCUAUGUUCUGGAAGGCAAAGAACUAGAGUUUUACAUCAAGAAAAUAAAGUCGAAAAAGUCUAAGUAAAGAUGAAUAAAAUAUGAUUUAUCAUUA
This is a messenger RNA of Harmonia axyridis, 807 nucleotides long. Its product is annotated as 40S ribosomal protein S8-like. The record is from RefSeq and is a predicted model, not a curated record. Gene Ontology annotation, biological process: translation; maturation of SSU-rRNA from tricistronic rRNA transcript (SSU-rRNA, 5.8S rRNA, LSU-rRNA). Lineage: Eukaryota; Metazoa; Arthropoda; Insecta; Coleoptera; Coccinellidae. The transcript is spliced from 4 exons. Gene Ontology annotation, molecular function: structural constituent of ribosome. Gene Ontology annotation, cellular component: ribosome; cytosolic small ribosomal subunit. Bases 154 to 780 code for a protein of 208 amino acids.